UUCAAUGUAGACGCGACUCUGUCUACAGCCACCCCUCCCCUUAUCCGCUGUCUCCUAAAGAGUUCGCAUCUCGAUCAAGAUUGUCCACAGCUGCAACCCGUAGAGCGGGAGGAGACAGAGACACGCCGGUGGUGGGCUGGUGCUUUGUGGUAAAAUCAUCAUGAGUCUUCGAAAACAAACACCAAGUGACUUUUUGAAGCAAAUUAUUGGACGACCAGUGGUUGUGAAGCUCAAUUCUGGAGUUGACUAUCGAGGAGUCUUGGCAUGUUUAGAUGGAUAUAUGAACAUUGCUUUGGAACAGACAGAAGAGUACGUCAACGGACAGCUCAAAAAUAAGUAUGGAGAUGCCUUUAUCCGUGGAAAUAAUGUUCUGUAUAUAAGUACGCAGAAGAGAAGAAUGUGAGAUCCCAUAUUUUUAUUUUUUUUGUAUGGAGAGUCCAUUUAUCCUAUUUUGCAAGACAAACAUUUAUGUAGUUUUCCUUUAGGAUGACUUAAAAUAUGGAAGAAACAAUUUUUUUAUUUAGAAAAAAUGAUCGCUUUAUAAAAUAUUUGUUUUUUAAUGCUGUUCAUUGCACUGUAAAAUAAAAAAAUUAAAGUGA
Molecule: messenger RNA, 599 nt
Organism: Bufo gargarizans (Asiatic toad)
Lineage: Eukaryota; Metazoa; Chordata; Amphibia; Anura; Bufonidae
Gene: LSM6
Product: LSM6 homolog, U6 small nuclear RNA and mRNA degradation associated
Exons: 4
Coding region: 161-403 (80 amino acids)
Biological process (GO): maturation of SSU-rRNA; mRNA splicing, via spliceosome
Cellular component (GO): sno(s)RNA-containing ribonucleoprotein complex; U6 snRNP; nucleolus
Molecular function (GO): RNA binding
Source: RefSeq, a predicted model, not a curated record